This is a messenger RNA of Mixia osmundae IAM 14324, 2415 nucleotides long. RefSeq lists its product as uncharacterized. Gene Ontology annotation, biological process: L-arginine biosynthetic process. Gene Ontology annotation, molecular function: arginine binding; L-glutamate N-acetyltransferase activity, acting on acetyl-CoA as donor. The transcript is spliced from 5 exons. Bases 1 to 2415 code for a protein of 804 amino acids. The record is from RefSeq and is a predicted model, not a curated record. NCBI's taxonomy places the organism in Eukaryota, Fungi, Basidiomycota, Mixiomycetes, Mixiales, Mixiaceae. Gene Ontology annotation, cellular component: mitochondrial matrix.
AUGUCGCUACGCCUGACUAGUAGAUCGGGCAAGCUGGCAGAGCAGCGCUGCACUUGCUCGCACAAUACAGCAAGCUUUGCACAGAGAGCAAAGAGAAGGAAUCACUCCGAUGCAGCCACUCGUCGACUGGCGAGUGAGUCCCAGAGGGAUUUCAUCCUCUCUGUUCUUGAAGCACACCCAUCUGCCCGCGAUUCCCGGAGCUAUCUCAAGGCAUUCGCACCCCGUCAACGGCCUCCAUCGCCGCCGACAAAGGCAAGCGCCAAUGAUGCGCCUCUGCAAGCGGAGCGUAAGCCUGACUCGCUCAAUGCUUGGGCCUCCCUCGGCGGCUCAAUGCAGCCCAUCACCGAGCAAAUACUGUCGGACCUGCCCAAAGCGUCCGCUGCUACGACAUCGCCAGCAGAAGCAAGUCAAGUGCUGCUCGACAGGGAGCAGUUUGUCGACAAGUUACUCAAUCCUGUGCAUCAGCAUACCGCGAUUGUCAAGGUGCAGGGCCCGUUUACAGAUCGCCAGCUGUCAAGUAUCGCGGAAGGCAUGGUCUAUCUCAAGAAGCUCGGCCUCGUUGCAAUCAUGUCCCUCGACAACGAAGACUGGGCAGGUCUAGCAGACAAGCCCGAUCUGCUCAGACAGACCAUCAUCGCCGAGACGCUCGAAUUGGUCGAUAAGCUCGAGACUGCGGGCGCUGGCGCUCGUCCGCUGAUCGACGAUGUAUUCACGAUAAAUACGCAAUCCCAAGACCAUCUUGGCGUCGGUAGCUUGACUGCCAUUCGGUCUGCGCUCAAACAUGGCGAGAUCCCUGUCAUCCCGCCCAUUGCGCUCGAUGCUACUGUAGCGGCUGUAGUCGUGCAGAGCAACGCAGCCAUACUUGCCCUCACGCGUGCACUUGUCGAAGAUUCUCGAAUGGUCAAGCCGCAAUCGCCAUCACAUCCAGACGAUGCCCUUGCCCCCAAGCCUGCUCAGGUCGACUUGACACCGCUGAGGAUGAUGAUCAUCAAUCGAGAGGGUGGCAUUCCCUCGCCUGCUCGUGCUGGCAAUCCGCAUCUCUCAAUCAAUCUCGAGUCAGAAUACGAUUUCAUCAAGGACACUUUUGUCUGGCAGGACAGUCAUCCAUCUUCGCUCGACAACCUGACGCUCAUCAAGGACUGUCUAUAUCUGCUUCCUCGAGAGAGCUCGGCCGUCGUUGUGUCGCAUCGCUCGCCCAAGUCACUGAUUGCGAAUCUCGUGACGAACCGGCCCUCUUUCUCGCCCUCACUUAAGCUUGACUUGCUACCUGACCGCGUGGAGCACACUCCCACGAUCAUCAAACGCGGUCUGCCAAUUCGCGUCGUCCGUGCAUUUGACCAAUUGGAUCAGGAUAAACUUGCCGAGCUGCUCGACCAAUCGUUCGGCAAGACGCUCGUGCGAAAGCCUUACUUUGACCGAUUGAAGACUUGUAUGGACUUUACGAUUCUCGCUGGCGAUUAUCAAGCUGCUGCGAUAGUCACUCUGGAAGGUGCUCCUGGCGAUGCUGACGCUGACUUAACACCUAUCUCGUAUCUUGAUAAAUUUGCCGUCUUGCCCUCUCUGCAAGGCGACGGUACUGUCGACUUCCUUUGGGGAGCCUUACGAGACGAGUCGUUCGGUCUAGGUCUGCUCGACGCCCUCAACAACAACGGAGGUCUUGAGGGACGCGGUAUCGGACGGGAUCUCGUCUGGCGAUCUCGUCGAGACAACCCCGUCAAUAAAUGGUACUUUGAACGCAGCAAUGGAUUUGCGCACGUACAGAUGGGCCCGGGCGGCUCAGACGGGACGCUUUUCUGGGCAGAUAGCGAGUCACGGCUGGAGAGAUUCAAGCAGGAAGCCAAGUCUCAGGCUCAUACGGGCAUCUCGACGGUCGCGGACGAGGAAGUUGGGCCCUCUGGCGAGAAAGUGAACGCUUUCGGAUCCAGUAUGAGUCCGUGCACAGCAUCGCAUCCGGCAUUGUCGAAUGUUGCGAACGCAAGCCUCAGCAUGAUAUCGUCGACUUCUGCGCCAGAGCUGCCGCUACCACUGCCGUGCUUGGUCGUCUCGCCUGCCGAAGCCAUCUCGAGUGGCUCGCUGAGCAACCAGCCUGACCUGAAUGUAGAAGAUGUCGAUGGAAGCAUUAAGACUGUCCUGCGACGACCGCCGAUGCCGCUACUUCUUGUCAGGCCCAAUAAACGAACCUCGAUCAUCAUCGACACGCAAGCAACCGAAUCGGAUCACUUGCUAGUUUACACCAACUCUACAUCGCCCAUGGCAAGCUAUCAGUCUGUCGCUGACAGUCUCUGGGACGAAGACCGACAAGCGCGUGCGCACCGCUCGUUCUGGAAAGCUCGGCUUGCUACCUUGCUCUUCGCUUUUGUGCUCAUAUUGAGCAUGGUAGGCUUCACGACACUUCGCAAUGCCCAGCGCAUAUAG